Molecule: messenger RNA, 3447 nt
Organism: Adineta steineri
Lineage: Eukaryota; Metazoa; Rotifera; Eurotatoria; Adinetida; Adinetidae
Source: the annotation of a GenBank genome assembly
AUGACGAAUCUCGAAAAACAAACAGAUGAAAUAUUAGCAUUACGAUCAAUAUUUGAUACUAAAUUUCGUUUGCUCGAUGACAAUAAUCAAUAUGAAAUCUUAAUUGAUUUUGAUCUAAUUGAACCAUUUAUUAUUCAAUAUAAUGAUGAAAGAACUAUCAUUAAUCAUUUACCAGCAUUUACUCUUAUUAUUCAUUAUCAUGAUAAAUAUCCAAGUGAUUAUCCUCCUUCAUUUAUGCUUUCAUGUUUUUAUUUUUCAAAAUCAUCUUUACAAAAUCUUUGUCAAAAACUUGAUAAUUAUUCAUUUAUAAAAGAUGAAGUUUGUGUUUAUGAUUGGAUCGAGUUGAUAAAGCAUGAAAUUACUAAUGAACUUAUACUUCAAACUAAAGACGAUGAACAAAUGAAUGACCCACGAGCAUUAAAUGGAUAUUCAAAUGAGACUAUUGAUCAAACUUAUCAAUCCUUAAUAAAUUAUAAUAAUGAACAACAUGAAAAACAAUUUCAAAAUCAACUUCAAACAUGUUUAAUAUGUACAGAUAUCAUUCCAGGAAUGGAUUUUAUUCGUCUUCAUCGUUGUAGACAUUUUUAUUGUCGGCCAUGUUUAAAUAAUUAUGUUAGAAUAACAUUAAACAAUGGAAAAUUUGGUGAAAAACUUCAUUGUCCACAAACUCAAUGUCAAAAAGCAUUACUUCCAAAUGAAAUUAAACAAAUUAUUCAAGAUGCUCAAUUAUAUCAAAGAUAUGAAAGAUUAACAUUACAACAUGCUCUAGAAUCAAUGAACAAUGUUAUCUGGUGCCCAAGUGGUGAUGAUAAUUUAGCUAUAUGUGAUCAAUGUCAUUAUACAUUUUGUAAAAAAUGUAAAGAAAAAUAUCACUUUCAAGCAAUGUGUCCAGAAGAUCAUCUCGCUGAACAAUUAAGAUUACAGCAGAGAAAAAUACGUGAAAGAAUUGCAAAACAACAGAUUGAGGAACGUGAAAGAACUCAAAAUGGAAAAGAUCAGAAGAAAAUUGCCAAAAAACGAGAAAAAGCUCAUGCAGAAUCAAUUAGAAUCGAUAAAGAAAAAAAAGAUUUAGUUGAAAAAAAUCUUGCUAAACAACAAUAUCGUGAAAUUGCCAUUGACUUAUCUGAAGAAGAUGCUUUAUUAGAAGAAAUCUUAAAUGCUGAACGAAUGGAAGUACUCAAUACUCAACCAUGUCCAAGUUGUCAUGUAAAAAUUGAAAAAAAUGGUGGUUGUUUACAUAUGCAUUGUUCAAGAUGUGGUUAUUCGUUUAUUUGGGCUGCACUAGAACGAUCUCAACCUCUUCAAAUGACUUCAUUGUUAUAUCAUUCUUCUGAUGCUAUGCCAGUCCAAUCUAUCAAAACAGAAUUGUAUAAAAAAUCAGAUACAGAAAAAGUACCUGAACAAUCGAAAGAAGAUGAAAAGGAGCUAGAUUCGACAGUUUUAAUUAAUAAUCGAUCAUUGACUGGUUCUGCUAUCGUCAAACGAGUAAAACAAUGUCCGAAUAAUUCAUGCAUCAAACUCAAUGUUAAAAUGGGUGAAGAUAAUUGGAUAGAACGAGAAAAAAUGGAUAUCGAUAUAAAUAAAAUAUUUGAUAAGGGUCCUUUUUCUAUUGGAGAAGUUUCGUAUGAAUAUCCAAUUGUAAAUGAUACUGAAAUAACACCAUUCUCCACUAAUCUUACAACACAAAUUCGUGGACAAUUAUAUUUUCCAAAUAAUACUCAAGGCUCAUUACCUAUUCUUGUUUUUCUUCCUGGAAAACAUGCAGAUUGUCGUUUACUUGCAUUACCUGGAUAUCCUGGUCUUGAUACAGGAGCAACGGAUAUUUUCGGUCAUUGUCAAGAUAAUUUACCCAGAGUUGCUAGUCAUCUUGGCUAUGCUUAUCUUAGUGAAUAUUUUGCAUCACAUGGUUAUAUAGUUAUUUCAAUUGAUGUUGCUUUAAUAAAUAAUAGAUGGCCAAUUCCUGGUGAUCUUACAUUGAAUUUCGUUCGUGCACGAAUUGUUCUUCGAACUUUACAAAAAAUGAUCGAAUUAAAUAAUAAUGCUGAAAUGUCUAAACAAAUUUUAAAUGGAAUUGAUUUAUCAGGUAAAUUUGAUUUCACUCAAAUUGGAUUGAUGGGACAUUCACGUGGUGGUGAAGGAGUUCGAAAUGCUUAUAAUAUGUUAAUGGAAAAUAAAGGACCAUGUGAUACUCCCAAAUGGCGAGAACGAUUAUCAGGUGUGAUGAUUAAAGCAAUUAUGGAAAUUGUACCAAUGUAUUAUGGAGAGAAUGGAACUAGAUUUGGCGUUGAAAAUGUUCCAUGGGCAAUGAUGGUAUCAGGAUGUGAAGAUGAUGAAAUCGAUUAUGCUCAUGUCUAUUUAGCUUAUCGACAACUACAGACCGCUAAACGUCCAAAUCAUGUUAUUCAUGUUUACGGUGCAAAUCAUGAAUAUUUUAAUACUGAAUGGCAAGUUGGAAUACCAGCAUGUUUUGGUGAUCAAGAUCCAUUAUGGGAUGUCAAUGCUCCUACCUUCAAAGUGAGUGAUAUAUUUCCACCAGUUGCAGGUACACCUCUUGAUUAUACUUUAUUGAAAAUUAAUGGAUCAGAAUCACAACGUAAAACAGCAAUAUUUGCAUUAGCAGCAUUUUUUCGUGCAUAUGUUGGUGUUAAUGCUAAUCCUGACUUUGCAAAAUUGCUUAAUCCUUCUACUCCACUUCCUGAUAAUAUGACUGAACUUGGUCGUCAAUAUUUUGAUAAUACACAAUCAAUUCAAUUAUUUAAUGGAACCGGAAAUAUUACAGGUAGUUCCGGCGUUGAAAUCAUGCCAUUACGAAUGUAUGCAGAGUCGAUGUUUCCUUUGUUUGCUACUAGUUAUGAUAAUUCUCUAAUUUCACCACCACAAUUUUUUUCGGAUCCACCCAAAAAAGGUAAUUUAUCAUUAGGUUGUUUAGAACAAAUUGAAAAUGGAGUUCAUAUUAAUUUUGAUAAAAAUAAGCAAUCAGAAGUUAUUAUUUCAUUUAAUAAAAUGGAAAUAAAAAAAAUAUCAGCAAUCGAUAUUCAAUUAGCUCGAAGAAGUUCUUGUUGGUUUACCUCAACUCAUUCGUCGACUUGUGAAGAACCACGAGAAAUGAAACUUAAUAUUCAACUUCAAACAAACACAGGUUUUAGUUCAAAUACGACUGUAUUUUUAAAGAGCCGAUACAAUCUACAAUUUACUCGUUGUGAAGCUAUGAGUUUUCCACCUGAAAAAAUUGGAUUUUUACCUGUUAUGUUUGAAACUGUAAGAAUUCCGGUUACGAAUGGUCUUUAUGUCAACGGAUUAAAAUUAAGUAGUCAAAAUGGUGGUAGUUUAGUAUUGGAUAAUAUUGCAGCUAUUAUUCAACAAUCUUCCAACGCUUCUUUCUUAUCAAUAUCAAUAUAUUUACUUUUUAGUUUAUUUUUUAUAUCAGUUAUUUUUCAUGCUUAUUAA